Messenger RNA from Eptesicus fuscus (big brown bat), 1310 nucleotides. It is a transcript of the gene C13H11orf96, whose product is annotated as chromosome 13 C11orf96 homolog. Lineage: Eukaryota; Metazoa; Chordata; Mammalia; Chiroptera; Vespertilionidae. The transcript has a single exon. Bases 314 to 685 code for a protein of 123 amino acids. The record is from RefSeq and is a predicted model, not a curated record.
GCCGGGCCGUGUGGGUAGGAGCAGCUAUAUAAGCUGCAGCGGGCGCCGCGGGGCAGACGCGCCGAAGCGGCCAGCGCCUCGGAUCGCAGCGGAGCGGCGCCCCCAGCGCCGUGUCUCCCCGACGGGCCCUCGCCCGCCCUCCCGAGGAGCGCCGACCCGGGCCCGUGAGGGCCGCCACCACCCCACAGCAGAUUUGGAUCCCCCGCCCGGCGAGCCCCAGGCUGCUGCCUCCCGGGGGGCCCCGGCGCAGCGGCCGCUCCCCGACAGCCCCGCCGCCCCGCCGCCGCCCGGCCCCGAGGACGCCGGCAGCGCCAUGGCGGCCGCCAAGCCCAGCGAGCUGAUGGGCAUCUGCUCCAGCUACCAAGCGGUGAUGCCUCACUUCGUGUGCCUGGCCGACGCGUUCCCGCAGCCCGUGCGGCCCGCCAAGCUGACCAAGGGCAAGGGCCGGCUGCGGCGGCCGCGCCAGUCCCGCUUCAAGACGCAGCCGGUGACCUUCGACGAGAUCCAGGAGGUGGAGGAGGAGGGGGUGUCUCCCAUGGAGGAGGAGAAGGCCAAGAAGUCCUUCCUGCAGAGCCUGGAGUGCCUGCGCCGCAGCACGCAGAGCCUGUCGCUGCAGCGGGAGCAGCUCAGCAGCUGCAAACUGAGGAACAGCCUGGACUCCAGCGACUCCGACUCGGCCCUGUGAGGGCGCCGCCGGCCGCGGGGUGCACGCCUCGGGGCCCGCCGGGGACUAGCGUGCGAACCCCGGAAGGGCUCGCGCCCCGGGGACCCCCAGGACCCGGGACGACCGCCCCUCGCGCGCGCUGGGACUCCCGCCAAACAGAACUGGUCGGUGCGCCUUGAGCUGCGCUCAUCCCGGGUCCGAGCGCGCCGGGGGCGCCAGGAAGGGGGCCGCUUCUCUGCCCUUGUACAUGUUUAUUUUUAAACUCUGCCCAGCACGAACUCUGCUGUGAGUGUGUGCGGGGAGCGCGCCCGCGCCGCGUCGCCCGCCGCCAGGGCUCCCCGGAGAGCCGCUCCCCGCCCGUGUCCGAUGGGUUGCAACUCCGAUUUCGCACACCGCUCCACCGCCGUGCCCCCCAGCGCACCCAGUUCACACUCCCGCCAACAUACGCUCGCUGAACACUUUUAUAAUUGUUAGGCGCGGCCGAUGGGACUUGGGGUGCAGCGCAGCCGCUGCUGUGGCCGGAGGAUUGAUAUUUAUUUUUGCAUUGCGAUGGCUGGCGGCGUUUAUUUAACGGUCUUUUUACCUGGAUAUGUCUGUGAGGCUCCCGAACGGAGACUAUAAAUAAAGUCAAUAUAUUUGCACAGUG